AUGGCAGUACAGACGCAGUUUGACUACAAGGUCAAGUUCGUUCGACACGAUGGUGCACGAGAAUUUGCGGCGACUUCGCUCAAAGCAUUUUACGAUGAUCAAGGAAUCGAGCAGCAAGUUACCGUUCCAUAUGCGCAUCAGACCAACGGCACGGCGGAACGGGCAAUUCGUACCAUUGUGACGAUCGGGCGCAGCAUGCUUCACUACGCCAAGCUGGACAAGUGUUUUUGGGCUGAAGCAUCAAUGACGGCGAUCUACAUCAAGAAUCGCUUACCAUCGCCCAAGUACCAAGAUCAAACCCCGUUCGAGAUCUUCAACGGAUUUCGACCAAGUGUGAAGCACAUGCGGGUUUUCGGCUGUCGAACAUUUGUGCUGACCUUUAAGGAAAAGAGAUCGAAGUGGGAUCCGAAGGCUCGUGAAGGACUAUUAGUGGGGUACGAAAAGUGUCAAAGGCAUAUCGCGUUUACGACAUUGAAGCGGACCAAGUGGUGA
Peronospora matthiolae is the source of this 492-nucleotide messenger RNA. NCBI's taxonomy places the organism in Eukaryota, Oomycota, Peronosporomycetes, Peronosporales, Peronosporaceae. The record is from the annotation of a GenBank genome assembly.